AAGAUCGAUAGUCAAUCCUCUAGAAAGAUAAUACUAAAGAUAUAUUGUGGUUUUAAAAUUUUUGUGUUUCUGUUAUCUUGUUCCCUACCCAACGCAACAAACCUAAGAGGAUAUUGUGCCAUGCACCCCUAACAUACACUGUCUAUAUAUAUGUAUUUCAUUGCUUAAAGUUUAAACAUUCGUUCCUCCUAACUGAAUCUUGUGAUCUUCACCUUAUUCUACGUACACCCUCUCAUAACCACCUACACACGUACGUCUCUUAUUAAUUCUCUCUUCUUCUUUGUUUGCACUUCUCUUGAGGCGGCCAUGGCACACAACUCAGAGGACGUGCCACCUUCACGACACCAUGAACGAGACAAAGCCAACCAAAAAGUUCCCUUCUACACGCUCUUCACUUUCGCGGAUCGUCGUGACGUGGCAUUCAUGGCCAUUGGCACGAUCUGCGCUAUGGCUAAUGGGUGGUCGCAGCCUAUCAUGACUCUCAUUCUAGGGAAGCUCAUCAACACUUUUGGCUCCGCCGAUCCAUCAAAUACCAUCAAGGAAGUUUCCAAGGUGUCCUUGUUGUUUGUUUACCUGGCUAUUGGGACUGGAAUUGCUUCAUUCCUUCAGGUAGCAUGUUGGAUGAUGACAGGUGAAAGACAAGCCGCAAGGAUCCGUGGCUUGUACUUGAAAACUAUAUUGAAGCAGGACAUUGCUUUCUUUGACACUGAAACUACUACUGGUGAGGUGAUUGGGAGAAUGUCUGGUGACACCAUUCUCAUUCAAGAUGCCAUGGGAGAAAAGGUUGGAAAGUUUAUGCAACUUGCUUCAACAUUUUUUGGUGGCUUUUUGAUUGCCUUUGUCAGAGGAUGGCGUCUUGCUGUUGUUUUGCUUGCAUGUAUACCAUGUGUUAUUGUUACUGGCGGAGUAUUGUCCAUGUUGAUGGCUAAAAUGUCAAGUCGUGGGCAAGCUGCAUAUGCAGAAGCUGGAAAUGUUGUUGAACAAACAGUUGGAGCUAUUAGAACUGUGGCAUCUUUCACUGGCGAGAAAAAAGCAAUAGAAAAGUAUAAUAUCAAGUUAAAGGAUGCUUACAAAACAAUGGUUCAACAAGGGAUUGCCUCGGGGUUAGGAAUGGGAUCACUUUUAUUGAUUGUCUUCUGCACCUAUGCACUUGCCAUGUGGUAUGGUUCUAAACUGGUCGUUGAGAGAGGAUACAAUGGUGGAACCGUCAUCACUGUAAUAGUAGCUCUUAUGACUGGUGGAAUGUCACUUGGUCAAACAUCCCCAUGCCUAAAUGCAUUUGCGGCAGGCCAAGCAGCAGCAUAUAAGAUGUUUGAGACAAUUAAAAGAAAGCCAAAAAUUGAUUCUUAUGACACCAGUGGUCUUAUCUUGGAAGACAUAGAGGGAUACAUUGAACUCAAGGAUGUUUACUUUAGGUACCCUGCAAGGCCAGAUGUGCAGAUCUUCUCUGGAUUCUCAUUGUGUGUUCCCAGUGGUGCAACUGCUGCUUUGGUGGGUCAAAGUGGAAGUGGGAAGUCUACAGUAAUAAGUUUAUUAGAAAGAUUCUAUGAUCCUGAUGCUGGAGAAGUACUCAUAGAUGGUGUGAAUUUGAAGAGUUUUCAAGUUAGAUGGAUAAGGGAACAAAUUGGGCUGGUUAGUCAAGAACCUAUCCUGUUUGCAGCUAGUAUCAAAGAGAACAUAGCCUAUGGAAAAGAAGGUGCAACGGAUGAGGAAAUAACAUCAGCAAUAACACUUUCUAAUGCCAAAAAUUUCAUUGACAAGCUGCCUCAGGGCCUUGAAACAAUGGCAGGCCAGAAUGGGACUCAACUUUCUGGUGGGCAAAAGCAAAGAAUUGCAAUUGCAAGGGCAAUUUUGAAGAACCCAAGAAUUCUUCUUCUUGAUGAAGCAACAAGUGCAUUGGAUGCUGAGUCUGAACGUGUUGUUCAGGCAGCAUUAGAACAAGUUAUGACAAAAAGGACAACUGUAAUUGUUGCACAUCGCUUGACAACUAUUAGAAAUGCUGACACCAUAGCAGUGGUUCAUCAAGGCAAAAUUGUAGAGGAAGGAACUCAUGAUGAGUUAAUCAAGGAUGUUGAUGGCGCUUAUUCUCAACUUAUUCGUCUGCAAGAAGGAGCUAAGGAAGCUGAAUGUAGCCUUAAUUCUGAAGCAGAGAAGUCAAGUAGCAGUUUUAACUUAGAUAGUGACAUGCCUAGAUCUCCCACUCAGAAAGCAUCCUUUGUGAGAUCAUUAAGCAGAGUUUCAUCUAGUGGUCGUAGACACUCUCAGUCAGAUAGCUUUGCUCUUUCUCAUCAAAGUGGAGUACAUGGAUACCAAGAAACAGCUGAUGGGGAUGUUGAUACUAGGAAGCCCAAACACAUUUCUUUAAAACGUUUGGCCUACUUAAACAAGCCUGAACUUCCUGUCUUGGUGCUUGGAUCCAUUGCAGCAAUAAUACAAGGUGUUGUGUUCCCUAUGUUUGGCUUAUUGUUUUCCUCGGCAAUAUCUAUGUUCUUUGAACCUCCAGAAAAACAGCGGAAAGAUUCUAGAUUCUGGUCACUUCUAUAUGUGGGUUUGGGUUUAGUUACUCUAGUGACUAUACCAGUGCAAAAUUACUUCUUUGGCAUUGCUGGUGGAAAAUUAAUAGAAAGAAUUCGUUCACUGACAUUUGAAAAGGUCGUGCACCAAGAAAUCAGUUGGUUUGAUGAUCCUGUAAAUUCAAGUGGCGCAGUUGGUGCAAGAUUAUCUACUGAUGCUUCAACAGUGAAAAGUCUAGUUGGUGACACAUUGGCCCUCAUUGUGCAAAAUAUAUCAACAAUCACAGCAGGUCUAGUUAUAUCAUUCACAGCUAAUUGGAUUCUUGCUUUUAUAAUUCUGGCCGUGUCACCCUUGGUCCUUAUGCAAGGAGUCAUUCAGAUGAAGUUUCUUAAAGGAUUCAGUGCAGAUGCCAAGGAAAAGUAUGAAGAAGCAAGUCAGGUGGCAAAUGAUGCUGUUGGUAGCAUCAGAACCAUUGCUUCAUUUUGUGCUGAAUCAAAGGUGAUGGACAUGUACAGGAAGAAAUGUUUAGAGCCAGAAAAACAAGGUGUUCGGUUGGGGCUUGUUAGUGGUGCAGGAUUUGGUUUCUCUUUUUUAGCUCUAUACUGCACAAAUGCUUUCUGUUUCUACAUAGGAUCUGUUCUUGUGCAACAUGGGAAAGCAACUUUCUCAGAGGUUUUCAAGGUUUUCUUUUGUCUAACAAUCACAGCAAUAGGAAUUUCCCAGACUAGUUCCUUGGCACCAGACACCAACAAAGCUAAAGAUUCCACAGCUUCAAUAUUUGAAAUUCUUGACAGUAAACCCACAAUUGACUCCAGCAGCAAUGAGGGUAGAACACUAGAAGCCGUUACUGGCGUUAUUGAGCUUCAACAUGUCAGUUUUAAUUACCCAACUAGGCCUCACGUUCCAAUUUUCAAAGAUUUGUGUCUAAGCAUUCCAGCUGGAAAGACUGUUGCCUUGGUUGGAGAAAGUGGCAGUGGAAAAUCAACAGUGAUCAGCCUCUUGGAGAGAUUUUACAACCCUGGUUCUGGACACAUACUACUAGAUGGAGUAAAUAUUAAAGACUUGAGGCUUAGCUGGUUGAGGCAACAAAUGGGGUUGGUUGGACAAGAGCCAAUUCUUUUCAAUGAAAGCAUUCGUGCCAACAUAGCUUAUGGCAAAGAUGGUGGUGCCACAGAGGAAGAGAUAGUUGCAGCAGCUCAAGCAUCCAAUGCACACAAUUUCAUAAGCUCUCUUCCACGUGGUUAUGACACCUCAGUUGGAGAAAGAGGCACACAGUUAUCAGGAGGACAAAAGCAGCGUAUAGCCAUUGCAAGAGCCAUGCUGAAAGACCCCAAAAUCCUUCUGCUUGAUGAGGCAACUAGUGCACUUGAUGCAGAGUCAGAGCGCAUAGUUCAAGAGGCUCUUGAUAGAGUCAGCGUGGACAGAACCACUGUAGUGGUAGCUCAUCGUCUUACAACUAUUAGAGGUGCUGACAUCAUAUCAGUGAUAAAAAAUGGGGUGGUUGCUGAAAAGGGAAAACAUGAUGCGCUGAUGAAGAUUACUGAUGGAGUUUAUGCUUCGUUGGUAGCUCUACAUACGAGUGCAUCGUAACUUCAAAGAUUUUUCCGAUGCUUUUUUAUGCUUUAUCUUAUCAUCAUUAUUUUCAGUUCUUGUACUAAUAAAAUAGUCUCAGUGUGACUAUGAUUAGAACAUAAGUAGAACGCUUUUUUUUUUUACAAGUAGUACUGUUCUACAAUGACACUGCAGAAAUUCAUAUUCCUUGUCAUACGAAAAGAAAUUUGCUGCAAGUUAUGGGAAGAACAUGAAUUAGCUAAUCUGCAAAUUUUUAGAAAUGUAAAAUCCGUUGAAAUUUUUCUUCUUAAUAUUGUAA
Molecule: messenger RNA, 4384 nt
Organism: Cajanus cajan (pigeon pea)
Lineage: Eukaryota; Viridiplantae; Streptophyta; Magnoliopsida; Fabales; Fabaceae
Product: ABC transporter B family member 9
Biological process (GO): transmembrane transport
Cellular component (GO): plasma membrane
Molecular function (GO): ATP binding; ABC-type transporter activity; ATP hydrolysis activity
Source: RefSeq, a predicted model, not a curated record